GACGGCCCCACAACUCUGUGCGGCGCGGCGGAGGGGGCGCGCUUGACUGACAGGAGGCGGUGGCGCGGUUGCGAGCGCAGGCUCUUUGCCAGAGGCCUCUGCUCACUCCAGACAGCUGACGCCCAUCAAGGAUGCGCAUGCCGGCCGCUUCCUGCAGGCUUUGCUUCACCCGGAGGUGAGCCCAGGCCAGGAUGGGGGACUCCAGGGACCUUUGCCCUCACCUUGACUCCAUAGGGGAGGUGACCAAAGAGGACUUGCUGCUCAAAUCUAAGGGAACCUGUCAGUCGUGUGGGGUCACCGGACCAAACCUGUGGGCCUGUCUCCAGGUUGCCUGCCCCUAUGUUGGCUGUGGAGAAUCCUCUGCUGACCACAGCACAAUUCACGCACAGACAAAAAAGCACAACUUGACCGUGAACCUGACCACGUUCCGGCUAUGGUGUUAUGCCUGUGAGAAGGAGGUAUUCCUGGAGCAGCAGCUGGUGGCCCCUCCUCCGGGCUCCUUCUCCAAGUUCUCUGAACAGGACUCCCCACCACCCUCCCACCCUCUGAAAGCUGUUCCUAUUGCGGUGGCCGACGAAGGAGAGUCCGAGUCAGAGGAUGAUGACCUGAAACCGCGAGGCCUCACGGGCAUGAAGAACGUCGGGAACUCCUGCUACAUGAACGCAGCCCUGCAGGCCCUGUCCAAUUGCCCUCCACUGACUCAGUUCUUCUUGGAGUGUGGAGGCCUGGUGCGCACUGACAAGAAGCCAGCCCUGUGCAAGAGCUACCAGAAGCUGGUCUCUGAAGUCUGGCACAAGAAACGGCCAAGCUACGUGGUCCCCACCAGUCUGUCUCAUGGGAUCAAGUUGGUCAACCCAAUGUUCCGAGGCUAUGCUCAGCAGGACACCCAAGAGUUCCUUCGCUGCCUGAUGGACCAGCUGCACGAGGAGCUCAAGGAGCCAGCAGUGGCCACGGUGGCACUGAUGGAGGCACGGGACUCAGACUCAAGUGACACGGAUGAGAAACGGGAGGGUGAUCGGAGCCCGUCAGAAGACGAGUUCUUGUCCUGUGAUUCAAGCAGCGACCGGGGUGAGGGUGACGGGCAGGGUCGUGGCGGGGGCGGCUCGCAGGCAGAGACAGAGCUGCUAAUCCCAGAAGAGGCGGGCAGAGCCAUCUCCGAGAAGGAACGGAUGAAGGACCGCAAGUUCUCCUGGGGCCAGCAGCGCACAAACUCAGAGCAAGUGGAUGAGGACGCCGAUGUGGACACUGCCAUGGCUGCCCUUGAUGACCAGCCUGAGGAGGCCCAGCCCCCAUCAUCACGGUCCACCAGCCCCUGCCGGACGCCAGAGCCGGACAAUGAUGCCCACCUGCGAAGCUCCUCUCGCCCCUGCAGCCCCAUCCAUCACCACGAGGGCCAUGCCAAGCUGUCCAGCAGCCCUCCCCGUGCAAGCCCCGUGAGGAUGGCACCGUCGUAUGUGCUCAAGAAAGCCCAGGUCUCGAGUGCCGGCAGCCGGAGGCGGAAGGAGCAGUGCUACCGCAGCGUCAUCUCUGACAUCUUCGACGGCUCCAUCCUCAGCCUCGUGCAGUGUCUCACUUGUGACCGGGUGUCCACCACGGUGGAGACGUUCCAGGACCUAUCACUGCCCAUUCCUGGCAAGGAGGACCUGGCCAAACUCCACUCAGCCAUCUACCAGAACGUGCCCGCCAAGCCGGGCGCCUGUGGAGACAGCUAUGCCACCCAGGGCUGGCUGGCCUUCAUUGUGGAGUACAUCCGACGGUUUGUGGUAUCCUGUACCCCCAGCUGGUUUUGGGGGCCUGUCGUCACCCUGGAAGACUGCCUUGCUGCCUUCUUUGCCGCUGAUGAGCUGAAGGGUGACAACAUGUACAGCUGUGAGCGGUGUAAGAAGUUGCGGAACGGAGUGAAGUACUGCAAAGUCCUCCGGUUGCCUGAGAUCCUGUGCAUUCACCUGAAGCGCUUUCGGCACGAGGUGAUGUACUCGUUCAAGAUCAACAGCCACGUCUCCUUCCCUCUCGAGGGGCUCGACCUUCGGCCCUUCCUUGCCAAGGAGUGCACAUCCCAGAUCACCACCUACGACCUCCUCUCGGUCAUCUGCCACCACGGCACGGCAGGCAGUGGGCACUACAUCGCCUACUGCCAGAACGUGAUCAACGGGCAGUGGUAUGAGUUCGACGACCAAUAUGUCACGGAGGUCCACGAGACUGUGGUGCAGAAUGCCGAGGGCUACGUGCUCUUCUACAGGAAGAGCAGCGAGGAGGCUGUGCGGGAGCGGCAGCAGGUGGUAUCCCUGGCCGCCAUGCGGGAGCCCAGCCUGCUGCGGUUCUACGUGUCCCGAGAGUGGCUCAACAAGUUCAACACGUUCGCGGAGCCGGGGCCCAUCACCAACCAGACCUUCCUCUGCUCCCAUGGAGGCAUCCCACCCAACAAAUACCACUACAUCGACGACCUGGUGGUCAUCCUGCCGCAGAACGUCUGGGAGCACCUGUACAACAGAUUUGGGGGUGGCCCCGCCGUGAACCACCUGUACGUGUGCUCCAUCUGCCAGGUGGAGAUCGAGGCACUGGCCAAGCGCAGGAGGAUUGAGAUCGACACCUUCAUCAAGCUGAACAAGGCCUUCCAGGCUGAGGAGUCGCCGGGCGUCAUCUACUGCAUCAGCAUGCAGUGGUUCCGGGAGUGGGAGGCCUUCGUCAAGGGGAAGGACAACGAGCCCCCGGGGCCCAUUGACAACAGCAGGAUCGCACAGAUCAAAGGAAGUGGCCAUGUCCAGCUGAAGCAGGGAGCUGACUAUGGGCAGAUUUCGGAGGAGACCUGGACCUACCUGAACAGCCUGUACGGGGGCGGCCCCGAGAUCGCCAUCCGCCAGAGCGUGGUGCAGCAGCCGCCGGCCCCAGAGAGCCUGCACGGGGAGCAGAAGAUUGAAGCCGAGACUCGGGCCGUGUGACUUGCUGGGCCGGUCUGUAAGUUGCCCGGCUGCUCCCUCCACAGCACUCUGGGUCCUCUCCUCCCUCUCCAGGGAUCUCGUGUGUCCCCUUGAGCAUCUGAAGACCAGGUCCCUGACGGCACCUUCUGGAGGCUGUGGGAGGCCCUGCAUGCAGCCCGGCCCCCCCUGCUGAGUGCCCUUGUCCCCACAGCCCUGUGUGCCCCACCCGCAGAGGGCGUGUUUAUGCCCAGAAGAGUGGCCGGGCCGCUGCAGAGCCCCGCUGUGUAAAGAGGCAGUAAAGUUGGUUUGGUUCGCAGUGAGGAAUGCUGCGACCAGAAAAUACAAGCACUUCAGGCUUGUUCAAACGACCAGGACUCUGUGAUGUUACUUUGGGUGUUUGUCCUGGCAGUGCCCCUGCCAGUCACUGUCAUCAUUGUGUCCCCUACAACUGCCCUGUCGCUAGCUCAGCCCAGCUUUAUCCCUGGAGCCCAGUGCCACCCGCCUCAGUCAGAGGCUUUGACCUAGGACAGAGUCGGGGAGAAGCUGCCAGGGAGAAGCAGCUGCUUCCACUCGGCCCAGACUGACGACUUGAAGGGAGCUGCUCAGAGCUGGUGAGCGCAGCCAGAAGCCCCUGCCAGUGAGGAGCUCACAGGGCCUCCCUGAUGGUCCCCGCACCCUUGCCUCUCCUGGUCGUCACCAGAAAGACCCUGAAGUCUCAGGCUGCUCUUAGCACUUUUCCUGCAGACUGAAGACUGGACUCAUUGGUGAUUGGAGUACCACCAGGAGGAGAGGUUGGAUUUCCACCAGUGGGGAAUGUUUCUGGAGGCAGCUGGUCCCCUGCACUGCGUCCUGCUGAGCCUGCCACCUGGAUGGACUGUAAUUUGCCUCGAAGUUCAGCGGUUCAUCUUCACGGGAAAUUUGCCGAGCCCCCACCAGGGACCUGGAUGAUGAAACAGGGAUACCUCACAGCGCCGCCACUUGCUGCGGAGGCAGCUUCCCAGGCCGACACCAGGGAAGGCAGACUUUCCCUGCCUCCCAGCUCCAGCAGUGCAGAGCCGGUGUGCAAGGGGCAGCGCUCAGGCGAAUCCUGGGAAGUGGCCUCUGGAUGCUGAGUGGAGAAACCCACUGAGCACAGCAAGGCACCAAAGCCCCUGGAGGAACCACGAGGGUGAGAGGUGCCGCCGUCGUUAGGGUCAAAGCAGGCAGGGCGUGGGUGGGGAAGGGGCUCUGGGACCAGGCCCCCCUCACAACUGUGGUCAUCAGUCUCUAGAAGCAGAUGCUGGUGGAAAUUCUAGCAGGUGGUUCCGGCAGAGGCCCCGAGGCCUCACUUUUCAGAUUUUCUCUCCCAGAUCCUGCUCCCUCCCUGCUGAGCCUGGGGUUCCCUGGCAUCGGCCCCAAAGCCACUGCUGCAGCCAGAGGCCACAGGCCAUGCUAUGGUGACACAGUGAGGCUGCUGUGCAGGCUGUGAUCUGACCCCACGUCUGCGCUGUCUAGUGUGUGUUCAGAAUGUCAGAAUAAACAGAACAAACAUUC
Molecule: messenger RNA, 4451 nt
Organism: Saimiri boliviensis boliviensis (Bolivian squirrel monkey)
Lineage: Eukaryota; Metazoa; Chordata; Mammalia; Primates; Cebidae
Gene: USP20
Product: ubiquitin specific peptidase 20
Biological process (GO): protein deubiquitination
Molecular function (GO): zinc ion binding; cysteine-type deubiquitinase activity
Source: RefSeq, a predicted model, not a curated record